This is a messenger RNA of Penicillium pulvis, 1374 nucleotides long. RefSeq names its product NAD(P)/FAD-dependent oxidoreductase. The record is from RefSeq and is a predicted model, not a curated record. NCBI's taxonomy places the organism in Eukaryota, Fungi, Ascomycota, Eurotiomycetes, Eurotiales, Aspergillaceae. Gene Ontology annotation, cellular component: cytoplasm. Gene Ontology annotation, molecular function: oxidoreductase activity. The transcript has 3 exons. The coding region runs from base 1 to 1374 and encodes 457 amino acids.
AUGCAGCCAUCACUCCCCCAGCCAUCUUCAACUCUUUCACUCUGGCACAGGACGACGCGUUCAUUUCCUCAUCUCCAUGCAAAUCGUCUAGCUCCCGUUCCCACUUCAACAAAAUACCUCAUCAUUGGUUCUGGUAUCUCAGGAGUCCUGACUGCAUGGAAACUGGCUGAAAGUGGGGUCAAUGCUGAGGAUAUCUUGAUUAUCGAAGCCCGAGAAGCUGUUUCUGGUGCCAGUGGAAGGAAUGCUGGACAUAUCCGACCGGAUUCUUUUCGUGGAUUCCCUGGAUAUGCGAAAUUUCACGGACCCGAACAAGCAAGAAAGAUCCUUGAGAAUGAGCGCGUUGUCCUGGAGAAUGUUCGAAAUUUUGUCAAAGAGCACAACAUCGACUGUGAUUUCAACUAUAUGAGAACAUUCGAGGUAGCACUUACAGACGAAGUCGUUGAUAGUCUCAGCAAGUCACUGGUGGCGUUCAAGGCUGCUGGUGGUGAUGUUUCACACGUCAAGUAUUACGAAGGAGAGGCAGCGAAGAAAGAAACAAGGAGUCCUGAAGCCUUAUGUGCCUACGAGUCACCCGCUGCGUCUAAUCACCCCGGGAAGCUGGUCCAAUGGAUCUUGAACGACUUCAUCGCUAAAGGAGGCAAGCUAUGGACUCAUUGUCCAGUCACCAAAAUCGACCGGUUCAGAAGCGACAACAGUCCCAGUCUCAGGUGGGAGGUCCACACCCCUCGUGGCAUCGUCACUGCCGAGACCGUGGUCCACUGUACGAAUGCUUAUGCGGCAUAUCUUCUGCCGGAGCUGGGGAAGUUUAUCACGCCUCGCCGGUCACAGGUCAAUUCGUUUGUUCCGCCGCUUUCUCUGUCUGGUGAAGAUUCAUUGAAACAUACUAUGGCAUUGAGGUAUCGAGCAGACCACUUCUUCUCGGUUAAUGCGUUGAAUAAUGGUACGGUUGUGCUGGGUGGUACCGGUACACGAAGCAGCUCAGACAUGACUUCGGAAGACUUGAUCACGUUCGACGACUCUAGAUACAGUGAUCGUCUCGCCCAAAAUAGUACAAAGGAGUUCCUAGGUCUAUGCCACCAGCCAGACUCUGCUUCACUCCGACAUGGUGAAGGGCUGGAUCAUGCAUGGACUGGAAUUAUUGGUAUGACUGCCGAUGGCGCACCGUUAGUUGGGCCGAUUGAGGGCCUUGACGGUCAAUGGAUCUGUGCUGGGUUUAAUGGCCAUGGCAUGGCUGGGAUUUUCACCUGUGCUCCUGGCUUGGCGAAGCUGAUAUCGGGCCUUUCGUGGCAAGAUACUGGCCUUCCGGAAUGUUUCCAGUUUAACACGGAGAGAAUACGACGAUCUACUGACCAGCGUGUAAAGAGCACUCUGUAA